Messenger RNA from Acanthisitta chloris (rifleman), 415 nucleotides. RefSeq names its product calcium and integrin binding 1 (calmyrin) (gene CIB1). Gene Ontology annotation, molecular function: calcium ion binding. Lineage: Eukaryota; Metazoa; Chordata; Aves; Passeriformes; Acanthisittidae. The record is from RefSeq and is a predicted model, not a curated record. The transcript has 5 exons. Bases 71 to 391 code for a protein of 106 amino acids.
UCCUGCUGCAAACCCCUUUCAGCACCGGAUUUGCCAUGUGUUCUCCACCUCAGAGGCCGAGGAUGACAGCAUGUCCUUCGAAGACUUCCUUGACAUGCUGAGUGUCUUCAGCGACUCUGCCACCUCCGAUGUCAAAUCCAACUAUGCCUUCCGCAUCUUUGACUUUGACGAUGAUGGGACUCUGGACAGGAAGGACCUGGAGCAACUGGUGAACUGCCUGACGGGGCAGAGCGAGGAGUCCCGGCUGAGCAGUGCAGAGAUGGAGCAGCUCAUCCAAAAUAUCCUGGAGGAGUCUGACAUUGACAGGGAUGGCACCAUCAACCUCUCUGAGUUCCAGCACGUCGUCUCCCGCUCUCCAGACUUUGCCAGCUCCUUCAAGAUCGUCCUGUGAGCCCUGCGGCUCUCCAGCAGCACU